AUAGAAAAGAUAAUGAUAACUGCCGGCAGUACGUGAAAAAUGAAAAUAUAUUGUUUAUCUCUCUAAUAUUUAUUAGUUUGGUUUUGAUUGUUUAAACUUUUGAAGUCGAUCGCGUGAAGCCGUGAAUUAUUCACGAUUAUUUAAAUUGUAAAAGAACUAUCAAAUAACAUACAUAAUCAUGGCUACUAUGCCUGUAAAUCCAAAACCAUACCUUAAUGGUCUUAUGGGUAAGACCAUAAUCGUUAAGCUUAAAUGGGGUCAUGAAUAUAAAGGAUUUUUGGUGUCCACUGACAAUUAUAUGAACAUACAACUAGCUAGUGCUACAGAAUUUGUGGAAGGUAGUGAACCAGCUCUAUUGGGUGAAAUUAUGAUUAGGUGUAAUAACGUUCUUUACAUCAGAUCAGUUGAUGAUGAAAAUGAAGAGGCUGAUGCAGAGAUGAAAGAAUGAAUUAGGUAAUAACAACUCAACCAAAUUUUCAAAAUAAAUUUAAUUUUACUUUAAAAUAUAUAUAUUUAAAAAUAAAAAUAAUUUUUUUGUAUAAAUUAUAACAUUAGUAUUAGAUUAUGAAUAAAAUUAAAUACUUUUGUUUAAA
Molecule: messenger RNA, 593 nt
Organism: Acyrthosiphon pisum (pea aphid)
Lineage: Eukaryota; Metazoa; Arthropoda; Insecta; Hemiptera; Aphididae
Gene: SmF
Product: small ribonucleoprotein particle protein SmF
Exons: 3
Coding region: 179-448 (89 amino acids)
Biological process (GO): spliceosomal snRNP assembly; mRNA splicing, via spliceosome
Cellular component (GO): catalytic step 2 spliceosome; pICln-Sm protein complex; U1 snRNP
Molecular function (GO): RNA binding
Source: RefSeq, a predicted model, not a curated record